UAAACCAGCAAAAGAGAAAGGAAAGGGUAGCUUGUUGGGUAUAAUGUGGUGUUUAAUGGCAGUUUUGUGAAGAAAUCAAGGCUGAACAUUUCUCUAAAGAAGAGGACGCGCGGUGCGUAAAGGUUAACAGGUGCUACUUUCUGGUUAUUCUAUCAUAUCUGAAGCCUUUUGCGUGAGUGUCAGCUUUCUUGGAAAGAGUUACCAGCUCAGUUCAUAUCAGUGGAUUUGAAAUCAUGAGGUACAUUGUUGUCCCAGAGGGAGAGCAGCAUGGAGACUGAAAGAGGCAGAGAUUAAUAAACUUUCCAAAGGAGCAGAGUAAAAGAAAUCAAACAAGCCCAAGCAGCUCCAGAGUGGAGACAAAGCUCCGAUGAAUGGACAGCAGGAUGUUCUCUGGUCAGGCUGGUCUGAAUUACAGCUUCAACCUGAGCGAUGACCAGGAGCUGGAGGACGCGCCUGCGGGCAGGGGGAAGCUCUCCCCGGCGGGCUUCGUGGCGCUGUCCGUGGUGCUGGGCUUUAUCAUGACUUUCGGCUUCCUCAACAACUUUAUCGUGCUGCUGCUUUUUUGCAAAUUCAAGAAGCUGCGGACGCCGGUGAACAUGCUGCUGCUGAACAUCAGCGUGAGCGACAUGCUGGUGUGUUUGUUCGGCACCACGCUCAGCUUCGCCUCCAGUAUCCGCGGGAGGUGGCUGCUGGGGCGCAGCGGCUGCAGCUGGUACGGAUUCAUCAACUCCUGUUUCGGUAUUGUUUCGCUGAUCUCUCUGGUCAUCCUCUCCUAUGACCGCUACAGUACUCUAACUGUUUACAACAAACGUGGGCCCAACUACCGUAAGCCCCUGCUGGCUGUUGGGGGCUCCUGGCUCUACUCUUUGUUCUGGACUGUGCCUCCUCUGCUGGGUUGGAGCAGCUAUGGCAUCGAGGGCGCAGGAACCAGCUGCUCCGUGUCCUGGACAGUUCGGACAGCUCAGUCGCACGCCUACAUCAUCUGCCUCUUCAUUUUCUGCCUGGGGAUACCUGUGCUGGUGAUGAUCUACUGCUACAGCCGGCUACUAUGGGCAGUUAAACAGGUGGGGAAGAUCAGAAAGACAGCUGCUCGGAAGAGAGAGUACCACAUCCUGUUUAUGGUCCUGACCACGGCGGCGUGUUACCUGCUCUGCUGGAUGCCAUACGGCGUCGUGGCCAUGAUGGCGACAUUUGGUCCGCCCAGAAUCAUCAGCCCUGUCGCCAGUGUGGUUCCUUCUCUGCUGGCGAAGAGCAGCACAGUCAUCAACCCUCUCAUCUACAUCCUCAUGAACAAACAGUUCUACAGGUGUUUCCUGAUUCUGUUUCACUGCGACCACUGGUCAGCGGAGAACGGCAACAUCUCCAUGCCCUCCAAGACCACCGUGAUCCAGCUGAACCGCAGGGUCUACAGCAACACGGUGGCCUGCACUGCCCAGAUUUCCACAGACGCUCUCAACCAGUGCUGCAGCACCCCAAAUACCAAGCACACGAACCCCCCUGAGGUCCAAAAUUGAGCCUGGAUAUUCUCUACCAUCCACACAGGAAAUACAGUCAAUUUAAACCCUACAAUUGCAAUGUGAACUCCUGGAGAAUGUGGACUAAAUGUGAGCUGACAGUAAAUGUUCUUUAUAUGUGAGCUUGUCUUUGUACAGAAUGGACUUUUUUGUUUGUCUCAGUAGUUUAUCUGUUUUUGGUUUGACCUGUACUUUUAUUUGGCCAAAAGUGUGAGGAGAACUGAUAAAGCUAUCUUUCUUUGACCGUAAGCAUUAUUUAAAUGUUGCUUUUACAGCCGCCACUUCCUAGGAAAAGCUUUCCACAAGCAUCUGGAGAUUUUGGCUUUAGAGAUAUGCUUCCGUCAAGCCACAUUGUGAAUUCGGGCACUGAUAUUUGAUGAUAAGACCUCUUUUGGAGGCGGCUUCCACUUUAUCCCAAAAGGUGUUUGAAGGGUUUAGUGAGAGCCUCUCUCCAGGCCACUUCAGUGCUUCAGCAGGAAACAGUUUGAAUUGCUAAAACAAAUUAUUUUUAGGUCCUAUUAUGUAGAAAAACAGAGGUUCGUCAUGGAACUUUGGCUACUGCCUGUCUUUCAUUGAGGAGCAGAACAGAAUGCAAAAGUCUGCUUUUGGCCAUAUAAUGUACACUAAUACACUUUCAACUUAUUCUCAAUGUGAUUAAAAUAGCACCAAUCAUAGUUUGUCUUAACUUUUAACAGGACUUAAUGAUUUUUUGAACAACUGUCAGUGUCAUCACAAAAAGCACAAUAUCUCUUAACAACCUUAUAAGGGUCCAAAUUUUGGAGAAAAAUAUCUUUACAAAAUUUCAGAAUUUGUUAAUUUGCCACUACUUCUGAAGAUUUCCAAGUUUUAAUAUUCUUAGAUGCCUACAUUUCUCAUUGGCAGAAUUCUGCCAUGAAAUCCAGGGCCUGUUUAGGUGUUUUCCACCGUCUUUUCUACACCACAAAAACCUAGUGCCUAUUUUCUGUUGCUGUUCAGUCACUUUGUCACUGUGCUGCUGUAAAUGCCAAUGCUUGAUAAUCAUCUGUGCUGCUUCAAUCAGUGUGUAAGUGGAUCGAUGUACUCAUGAUUUAAGCUUCAUCUUUUCCUCCAUUAUCUGCGCUGCUCUGUCUGUAAAUGUUGAAGAAUCCUGAAAAAUGAUCAUACAAAGAUCUUACCCCAGUGUUCAACUUGUAUAUUCUUACAAAUUUUAUAAUUCUGGUCUGUGAUAUUGCAUGGUUUUGUUGCAUGUUUGUUUGUACAAUUGAUUUUAAACUGACCUGAAACCAUGGGGAUGUAUACACAAAAUUAAACCUGGAUUUAGUGCAAGAGACAUGAUAGGCUUGCGGACAAUGUGUUAUGGAAAAGGGUGG
This is a messenger RNA of Cheilinus undulatus (humphead wrasse), 2863 nucleotides long. RefSeq names its product teleost multiple tissue opsin 2b (gene tmtops2b). Gene Ontology annotation, biological process: visual perception; G protein-coupled receptor signaling pathway. The coding region runs from base 372 to 1514 and encodes 380 amino acids. The transcript is spliced from 4 exons. The record is from RefSeq and is a predicted model, not a curated record. Gene Ontology annotation, cellular component: photoreceptor outer segment; membrane. Lineage: Eukaryota; Metazoa; Chordata; Actinopteri; Labriformes; Labridae. Gene Ontology annotation, molecular function: G protein-coupled receptor activity.